CUUAAUUCUUCACCUGAUUUGUUCGAUGACGUGGACGAUUCCUAUGAGUCGUCGUUGAUGCCGUCCUCCCUGCGACGGUAACGAAGGUCUCCCGAGCGUUUUCAGUUUCUGGUUCGAAGUUCAAAUUUGCUCGCAGGAUGAUCCCGCCUCCUAUAAAUACGCCUGCGAUUUCUCUCCGUCGGCUGAACAAAGCGAGAGAGCGAGCGCGACGAUGAAAAAGAGAGCAGCGGCGACGACAGCCAAAUCAAAGCCGAUGGCGAAAGGGAAGUUGAAGCGGCGGGGCUCGUUCUUCGCUUCUCCUACUUCGAUUCCAUCUCCCGAUUCCUCCUCCAAACCGUACAACCUAGAUCUGCCUUCCUUUCCUUCAGCAGCCGCCUCCUCCUCCCUGAACGCCAGCGCCGAUCCCUUCUCGCGCCAUCACGUCUCUCCUCCUCCUUCCUCCAAGACGAAGACAACUGCCGUAGCUACCAUCUCCGAUCUGAAGUCUUUUGCCGGAUCCCGCAUUGAGUCUCUCAAGCAGCACUUCGACGUUUACCACUCUGAAAUGGUCAAUGAGUUCGAUGCUUCCAACAGUCGCCUCUCCAAGCGCUUCAAGAUCCAGACAAAAGCUUGCCUGCAACUAACUGAGGAAGCAGAAAAUGACUGCAAGAAGAUUGCUGAUAGGAUGAAUGAACAUACAGAAAUGAUGAAGGCCUCGUAUGCAGAAGUCAUUAGCAAAUCACAUUCUACAGCCUCUCAUGUUUGUAAGGUUUCCAUUCCUGAGCUCAUGCAAUCAAUGGAGAAAGCCAUUGACAGAUUCCGCAACCGUUAUAAGAUACCAACCACUCCAAUGUGAUCAAAUCUUAAUUUGUAUGUAUUGCAUCUACUAGGUCACAAACUCACGCUAUCUGGAUGUUUGGGAUGCCGCGUCUACAUGAGUGAACCACAUGAGUCUAUAAAUUUUAGGGAAACGUUCUGACGAGAAAUAUGAUAAAUACCUAAAGUUUUGUUUCGUUUGGUGAACCUCGUAAACAUUGUUCCCUGUCCUUCACUACGACGUGUUCAACAACUAUUAUCCAUGAACUAAAUAAAAAGCCUAACAUGUUGGACUAA
Molecule: messenger RNA, 1092 nt
Organism: Zingiber officinale
Lineage: Eukaryota; Viridiplantae; Streptophyta; Magnoliopsida; Zingiberales; Zingiberaceae
Exons: 5
Coding region: 212-835 (207 amino acids)
Source: RefSeq, a predicted model, not a curated record